This is a messenger RNA of Striga hermonthica, 660 nucleotides long. NCBI's taxonomy places the organism in Eukaryota, Viridiplantae, Streptophyta, Magnoliopsida, Lamiales, Orobanchaceae. The record is from the annotation of a GenBank genome assembly.
AUGGCCGGAAAAUCACACUCCUUCCUUGUGAUUCUCAGUUUUGUGGCGGCUGCCGCCUGGAUUUCCGGUGUUACCGCUGCCACUUUUGUUAGCUCAGGAUCUCGGUAUGCCAGGGCAGGUCGAAGCCCGGCCCGUGAGAGCGUCGAGCCUGUCGUCGUAUUGAACCCGAGACACCCGUUUGUGGUGAAACUUGCAAAAUUUGCAGUGGCUGAAUAUAAAAUGAAGACCAGUCACGCCAAGUUCAGCUACAGUCACGUAUACCGGGCUGCAGUCAAGGAUAGCCCGCCCGGAAAAAUUUAUUCUUUCUUGAUUGCGGUGGAUGAUGAGAGCGGGAUGAGUGGCUACGACGCCGAUUUAUUAGUCCAUGGCGAUGUGAAAGAGCUUGUCGAUUUCCGAAAAAGACAUAAAAAUGAAGGAGAAUCUUCUUCUGAUAGACCUCCAUUGCCAAUGCCAGAGACCGCCCAACGCAUCUUUCACUCUAUUGAGGAAAUCCACGGGAGCUUACAGUUCGAGGAGAACCAGGAGCAGCCGUAUGAAAACGAUUUCGAUCCUACUCAAGGUCAAGGAGAUCAACAUGCUCAACGGGCUCGAACGGCCGCUGAUGGGGGUCAAGGGUUAAAAUCUGACAAAUUCAUAGCACUUCAGAAAGGUGUCCAAUGA